This is a messenger RNA of Hymenoscyphus albidus, 4684 nucleotides long. NCBI's taxonomy places the organism in Eukaryota, Fungi, Ascomycota, Leotiomycetes, Helotiales, Helotiaceae. The record is from the annotation of a GenBank genome assembly.
AUGUCCUCAUCUAUACGUCCAAAAACUAGCAGUUCAUACGCUGAAGCAUCCAAGUCCCCAUCCUUCACCACCAAAACCCUUGUUCUUCAGAUCUGGACCUUCAACAAAGUCAAGGACGUUGCACUCGAACUUCAAAACAACAAGGAUGAUUGGCUCAAGGUGAUCAGAGAGUCAAUGGUAUCCGCUGGCAAGGAAUGUCUUCUGGAUCACGCCGAUGACCUCGAAGUUUUCAUCCGCCAGCUUGAGGACAUCUUUACUAACCUCUGGAACCUCGCUGCGCCCACUGGUCCAUUCAGCUUUAGCUUUAGCUUUGAGCUGCCAAAAGAUAUCAUAGAGCAAAUGGCCAAGUUUCCCAGUUCUGCUUUCCAUUGGUUGAGAUAUAUUCGGCAUAUUUGGCGCCCCUUGAUUCAUACCGAUGAGCUUUUUGCCGUUUUCAACGCCAUCAACGCCGUUGGAGGGUUCGUGGUGGAUAUAAACACUAAGCUUGCCAAAGUUGACGAGGUAAGUAGUGCUGGGUUUAUAUAAUCUAUUGGGCUUGACAUGACUGACUCUGUGAAUCAUCAACAGAAAGAAUAAGCCAGUCACUCUCCGUGCCCUGCUCCUUUUUCGGCUCGCCAUCUUAGCGAAAUCAUACGUCUAACGAUCAGGAAGAUGCGCAAACUCCACACCAAGCAUCGUCCAAUCUAUCAAAAGUGCCUUUUCUCGGAGUCAACGUAUGAUCGAAGAGGUUUCCUGAGACGAUCGCCUUUUUGUGUUUCUUGCUAGUCGAGGAGGGAAUUGUGUGUACAGAAUCUAUUUCUUUUUGUUUUGAGUGCUAGUAAUUCUGUAUUAGGGGAGGGCAACGGGGAAAGGGAUGAAGGAUUUCUUUUGGGGAAAACAGCAUGCUCUUUGGGUACACAGACUUAGAGAAUAAGACUUAGAGAAUAUGAUUACAAUGAAUUCCUGGGAAUUCAUGGCGAUUCGCGACUUCCAGUUUGCAAACGGAAACCCGCCAGGGACUUUUGGUAUCGAAAAAUUUCGCUUGCAAUCAGAACUAAUUGAUGGCCCCAACAGUGAAGCUCAGAGGCAGUACUUGCUCCACUGCCAUUUUCAGCUACACAUCACACAUCCUCUCCGAUUAAUCACAUAACAAAUAUUUCAUAAACCCAAAGGAAAACGUACAAACAGCUUUUAACAUGUGCAUCUCCUUUGCAUACACUUUGAAGUAGAAGAAAGAUAGAAAGACAAUUCGAGAGGCAUAUGUUCGUGUUGCGAAGCCAGGAGACAUGGGAAAGUGAACCAAUUUCAAUCGUCGCUGUGCCUCACCAGGUUCAGAUGAUCAAUCAUAUCCAACCAAAUUGGCUAGCACAACCGAGCUAUCGUUGAGGAGAUCUGUGACUUGGCAAUGAGGGUUCCCUGGCGGAAUCGGAGGCCGAGGUGUGCGGUUUAUGUAUAUUUCUUGGUGGAUGCAUAUAAAUCUUGUCUUGAUCCACAGCAAGAUUAAGCCUAAUUGUGAUACUUGAUGUGAAAACUCGAGUAUAAUUCGUAUCUCAAGAAUUGAUUACUUUAUGACGCGUUUCCCAAAUGUCGGGUCCACCACUGGUCGAGGUCAGACUCAUUCCUGGGUCAUGUGAUCAAAAUGUGUUGAGCGAGGAAAAUGGAAGCGGUAACACCUUUUACACCUUCAGCAUAUCUCCUGAGUUUCAUAAAGUAUCAAAAUCUCUGUUUCAGCCCUUUCAUAUGAUUCUAGAAUUACUUAAAUUGCUCAAAUUAAAACAUGAAAACUACACAUACGGAGUGUUUGCAAGCACUGCCGCUUUUGUUUCCAUGGUGAGCGGAGUUUCGGUCGUUUUGACGCCCGUUUUCCCGCUCCUGAAAGCUGCGACUCUGACAUGCUCAGGACAUUUAUCUCUCAUUUGUGACAAGUUUUGCUGUCACUCAUGCUUAUCCUACAUCAAACGGAGUUUUGUUGCUUCCUGUUUUGCCACCUGUUAAUUGAAUGAUGUCGGAUGAAGGGAACGAUUCUCUCAGUCCUACAGCUAGAGCCUCCAUACGGCCUUCCUUAACCAACCGCGCCUGCGAAAAUUGUUCUCGAGCAAAGGCCAAAUGUGUCCCACAAGCGAAUGGAGCGGAUGAACGAUGUGCAAGGCAAUUCCGCUUGUCAUUUUCUUUUGGUGGAUUUUACUAAAGCUGAAAUAGAUGUUUCCGUUUGAGGAAGCAAUGUGCCAUGCUUCCUCGUAGAACACGGAAAAAGAGAUUACCGAGUAAUAGCACGUAAGUUAUAAGCUAAAUCCAUCCAUUGCUUUUGGUGUCAUUGCAUUCAAGGUUAUGUGCCCAGUUGGCAGGAGAAAUCGGAGUAUAAUUUCGUGUCAUUCGGAUUGAUCCAAGUAAUCAACCGAGUUUUAUGGGUGGAUCAUUCUAAUCGUCUAUGGAACGCCCGAGCAAUUAUUUGAUUGUAUUAAAAGUUUAAAAUAAUGAAAGUUAUUCGACGGGGUUUGUAUCAAGAUAACAACUUUUCAUAUACACUGAGAAAUUAGUUGUGAAGCGCUUAGAAAAGAAUCCAGCAGCCCCCCCUUUUACUGAAGCCAAACCAGGCCAAUAUUGCUAACAAAGAACAGGCUUAGCCAAUUGGAGGAGAAAAUAGAGAUUCUGGUUUCUCUUCUCGGGGCCCAUUCCGAAGCGCUAAAGCCAGAUCAAUCAUCUCAGUCGACAAAUCCAAAUGCUACGCCAUCAGACCUUAGCUCAAGGGAUUCUAAUAGGGCUACUCUUCCCUUCGAGAAAGCCCAAGUGGAAACAGGAAGCUUCGAGGGGUUCAAUCAAGAGAUGAAUAGCGGAAACUACAUCCUUGCCGGAACAACUCUCCUUCAGCCUCCAACUCAACGUCCUUCUCAACCCCAUCGAAAUCGUAGCUUCUCAGUUACUGCUCAAAAUAGUUGUCCAGCUCAGCAGCCUCCUCUUUCAAACAAUUAUGACCCGCUCUUUCUACAGCCCGGCGACGAAGCUAAUAGUGUUCUCACAAAUUUCAGAGAAAAAUUCGCUAGCCACUAUCCAUAUUUGGUUUUUCCACUUCACUUAAAUUCUCAUAAACUUCAAGAACAGAAGCCGUGGGUAUACAAGGCUGCGAUACUCGUCGGUUCACUCCAUCCAAGAGCGCGUCAGAUUUCGAUGUCAAAAAGCCUGUGUAUGGAUGUUGCUGAGGCUAUGAUAUUAAAAGGAGAAAGGAAUUUGGAUAUGCUCCAAAGCAUGUUAAUACAUAACGCCUGGUACGUCAUGAUUUGUUCCAUAUUAUUACUUUGUUUCUCAAGGGUGGUGGUAGUAAUAUGCGGAGCGAUGUUACAAUUCAUUUCGCAGCUAAGCUUUAAUGAAUUACAGAGAUAUUCGCUGUUGAUGGGCGUUAUUACAGCGGCUUAUUACUACAACGAGUUAUUCUGGGCAGAGUUAUGAUGUUAAAGCUUGUUUGGUCCUCAGCAAUAUGUAUGAAACUGCGGAGGUUAACAAAUGAAUGCACAUCUAGGUCUUUGUAUUUCUCUCCAAUAUCUCCUCCGAUGGCCCAGUCAACGGCCGUCUUCCAACUUCAGCAUGCUCUGGUAUUUGAUCUGGGUCUCAACAAGCCGGUCAGAGAAGGCGAUCCCUCGGAUAUGCUCCCGAAUCCUUCGGGAUUUUUGCCCAAAAAUAGUGUUACAGAAGCGAAGAGAACUUCUGAAGAACGUCGAACUCUACUCUGUGCCUUCUGCUCCACAUCAGUGUACGUUUCACCCAUCGUAUGGUGGCAUGGAAAUUGAUAAGUUACAUUAGAACGUCGCUAUUCGUACGCAAGAUCGAGAAUUUGCACCACACUCCUUAUCUCGAGUAUUGUUGUAAGAUUUUGGAGGAUGCGAGCGAGUUUCCUUCGGAUUUGAUUUUGGUUGCCGCGACUAGAUUGCAAUGUAUGAGCGAAUCAAUCCAGCGAAGUCUGCUAGUGAAAAAUGAGGGUCCUAUAAUUCCAAGUUGUAUGAGAGCAGAGUUAGUAAGCUAUUGGCAAAGUUUAUCGGAUGAACUCCGUUCUAAUGGUGCGUAUUUUGAAACAAAUGCAAGAUCGAGCUGGCUUAUUGACAUACUUUGCUUACCAGAAUUUCUACUCACGACUUACUACUCGGUCGAAGUAUUCCUUUACGAACCAAUCAUCCAAUCGAAUCCACCCUCGUUUGUAUUCGGCAAUGGCAACGCCCAGCGCUUAGAAAUGUUAAGCACUUGCCUUCUCGCAGUUCAAAAGCUGCUUGAUUUGUCAAUUGCACAGAAAGUUAGCAAAUUCGCAGCAUUAUCCGGCCCCCAGCUUUCGUUCAUAGGACUGGGACUUUCGACUCUUUUCAAACUAUCCGUGGUUGAACAGCCAGGUUGGGAUCUAGCACAAGUUCGGCAAAGCGUCAAGAUAUUCGACUAUUUUGAUCACUUGAUUAAGCAGUUCGAGGCAGUAAGUGUUACAGCUGACCAACUGCACCCCGAACCGUGUAAAUUAUCUUUUUCAGAAGGAUGCGGUCGAGCUCUGAAGAGGACCAAGGGCAUUUAUGGGACGAAAAUGGGGGUGGUUUCGGGCGCGAACCUUGUGCCAGAACACGAGAUUUCCGGAAUCGACGGCGGACUGCUUUCUAUGGAAUUUGACUGGAUCGACGAUGCCUAUUGGCAGGACAUGAUGGGAAGUAUGAUGGGAGAUGUAUUUUUGCCAUGA